This is a messenger RNA of Paramuricea clavata, 1024 nucleotides long. NCBI's taxonomy places the organism in Eukaryota, Metazoa, Cnidaria, Anthozoa, Malacalcyonacea, Plexauridae. The record is from the annotation of a GenBank genome assembly.
AUGGACGAUCUGGCAAAGAAAAAGGGAGUUAGAGGAGGCCACAGAGCAUCGGCAAGUAAGCUUGUGGCAAAGAUAAUUGAAGCGAUACCGAAAGCAAGCCCAGAGAGCCCAGAGAAGGACUUAGUAUGGCUGAGACAAAGCCAGAUCACAUUACGAGACAAAAUCAAAAUGUUGAAAGAGCGAAGCGAUCGCAGAAUUGGAAAGAACGUUGCUUCAACUCGAUGACCCGCUAGGAAAACUCGGAGGACAAAGCCUGCCAUUGUUGACGCCAACGAUUCUCACAUCAGCCGAAGGAAACCUUGAUCAAAGUCAUGUUUCAAUAUCAAGUGCGGGUAAAAUCAUAAGAGCGAAGCUUACGAAACUUAGACUACGGAAUUUUGGCGGAAAGAUUUGUGAAUGGCCAGAGUUUUGGAAUGGAUUUUCCAGCUCGAUAGACAACAAUGACCAAUUGUCGGAUGUUGACAAGUUCGCCUAUCUGCACAGAUAUUUGGAAGGGCCAGCAAAGUCUACCAUCGCUGGUCUCUCGUUGACGGGAGCGAAUUACAAGUGUGCGGUGGAAUUGUUAAAGAAACGGUUCAAAAAGAAAAGCGCAGUACAACGGGCGCACGUAAAUGAACUGAUACAAUUGCCAGCGGUUUAUAAAGAAAGAGAUACACAAAGAUUACGGAAGUUGUAUGACAGCUGCGAAGCGAACAACUGCGCAUUGAAAGCCCUGGGAGUGAACAAAGACUCGUAUUCAGCCAUUGUUGUUCCGACAAUCAUGGAAAAGUUGCCAGAACAGUUUCGUUUGACCAUCACGCGAGGGCAGAACUUUCUGGAAUGGUCGAUGGAAGAAAUGUUAAACGCUUUUGAGAAGGAACUCGAACUUUGUGAAGCGCACAAUGCAGUAGGAACAAAUUCGGAUCGAGAGCAGGAAAGACACGAGCGAAAUUCGGGUAAUAUAAAGAAAUAUGGCCAACAUCAUCAUGAAACUGCAGCCGCAUUGUUAGCAAACGAAAGGAGAGGAACUGUGUAUUCUGUCUGA